This is a messenger RNA of Cercopithifilaria johnstoni, 1347 nucleotides long. Lineage: Eukaryota; Metazoa; Nematoda; Chromadorea; Rhabditida; Onchocercidae. The record is from the annotation of a GenBank genome assembly.
AUGGAGGAGGAAAAUUUGAAUAUGCAACGAACAUUUCCAAAGAAAACAGUAAUGAACAAUCUUUCGAAACCGAAAAAGGGAAGACGGAAGAGAGUUUAUCAGAAAUAUGCUCAGUCCAUUUUCAAUGAGAGUUAUGGCGAUGAUAGCAAUAGCGAUGAAAUUGAAAUGAAAUUAAAACGACGGCCUAAGAAUAAGAGAACAAUGAAAGAAGAAAAGCAGGCAGUUUCUGUCGAAAAAAAUGCGGCAAAACAGUUCGUGGAAUUAUUACCUACUCAUGAACAUAACUUAAACACUUACGUCACGAUGGAAAAUGGUGAAUCUGUUACGUGGAUUUCUGAUGAUGACCAAACCAGCGAUAAAAGGCGAUUGUUGGAAGGAAAUCGUUUAGGCCGUCAGAAGAAACGGUUAUCAAGCAUAUCGGGUGAGAGGAAAAGUAACAUCAGUCCCAAUAGUGUUCGAAAGUCUGGAAUGGAAGUGAAAGAUGACAAAUUUGCUUCCAUAAAUAACGUAGCACAGGAUCCUGAUAAGCAUUCCUCAGAAGAGAAGAAAGUGGGACUUGUAGGACCUAGGAAGUCAACUCACAACGUAGUGACUUUGCCAGUUCAUGAGGAUGGAGAAGCAAAUUUAGACAGUACAGGAUUUCGUGAAGAAAUAGCAAAGAUUCCAUUAGGCAAAGCAAAACAGGUACAGGAACGACUAGGAAAGAAACUGUUCGACAGGGCAUUCUUCAUUGAAGACUCAUCACCUCCUCCUAACAAGAAAUCGGUUCGAAGGACAUUUGUGCGUGAAAAUCCAAAAAGACCGCGUGAAGUAUCGUCGAAAAUACCGGUAUCUAAAUUUAGAAAUGUGUUCGAGAAUGAGAAAUUAAAACGACCAAUAUCUGAUCCUCGAUUCGAUGACAGAUGUGGAGAGUUUAAUAGUUAUAUAUACCACAAUAAUUAUGAUUUUCUUAAUGAAAUACGUCAUCGAGAGAAAAAGAUAUUAAUGAGAGAAUUGAAAAAUGCGACAGAAGAGGGAAAUGUUAACAGAAACCGAUUGAAAGAGGCACUCAGGAAAAUGGAAAAUCAGGAGAAAACACAAGCGGAGGUUAAUCGUCGUAAAGAAAUAAUCCGUGAAAUACGUCAUGAGAACAAUGAACGCAUGCUUCAAGGUUUACCACCCGUCUUUAAGACAAGAGCACAAAUUCGGGAAAUCAUAUGGCGUAAAAAGUACGAUGAACUGAAAGGAGGAAAAAAAUUAGAAAAAUAUCUUCGUCGCAAGACCAAAAAACAGGAUAAACGGCAUGGUAUCAGUGCAUCAUUGAGUCAUCAAAAUAAAAAUGAAGUAUUGCCAUACUCUAGUGAUUAA